AUAACAAAUAAAGUGCCUUUUAAAAUCUGUUAAAUGCACACAGAUGUCAAGGCCAGUCUGUCCUAGCAAUUAUUAGUUCAAUUCAAUACUCAAUGAAAAUCCUAUUGCCAAAAACCUUUAAUAGUAUGUUUAAAAUCUAUCCCAUAUAAAUUAAGAAGCAAGACGUCACGAAUCGACUGCGACACAUGAUAAGUUACUCCUAUGGAAAUCCUAUUACCAAAAAACUUUAAGAAUAUGUUAAAAACUUGUCUGAAAUAAAUUAAAGCCCAGCGACACGCGAAUUAACAACAGAGACGCACAUCUAAUGAAUAAAUGACAAUUAAAAAAUACCACAGUUACGUCGAUAAAUGGUCCACCCCAGACAACUAGCGCCCGCGCCGUGGCAACUCUGGCCGCGCGACAACAACAUAUGAUGCACAUAACCUCAAUGCAAAACAAAAAAAAAACAAAACCAACCACUCCGGUACGCAGUGUUUGUGUGCAGAAAUUUGAUUAAAUUCCAGCGAAAAUUGGCAAACAUAUUGCCAAUUCAGCGACAAACGAUUGCCCAACAGUAGCCGCCGUGUCGAGGAGCAGCGUUGGGGCAGCCAAGCAAUAAGAGCAGCGAACGGAAAAGCGCGUUUUCCACGAGAGUUUUCUUUUGGCUGCAGAAGCGUCGCGUGUGCGGAACUUUCAGCAGUGAAUAACCUACGGCUUUUCGUCUUUGGAGGCCAGCGGAGGAGCGUGUUGCAGUCCCAGCCGGGAAGAUGGUUAAAGCUAAAAAGGGCAAGAAAGAGAUACUGACCAAGGUCGAAGGCGGUUCCUCUGCGGACGAAAUCUCCGACGUGGACAGCGAAGUGAACCUGAACAACAAGAAGAACCAGCCGGCCAAGGGCAAGCAAAAGUCCCAAUCCCGCAACGAGGACAGCGGUGGCGAGGAUGUCCAGACGCUGACCAAGGCUGUCAAGAAGCUCAAAGUGAAGGGUAAGGGCAAGGCUACCUCUGACGACGAUGAGGAGACGGUGGCCCCCAAAGGCAAGGCCUCGAAGAAGUCCGCCUUUGAGCUGCUGAUGGACGACGACGACCAGGACGAACCGUCUGCUGCAGCGGCCAGCGAGCCGGAGGAGGAUGAUGAACCGAUGCCGGUCAAGCCCCAGAAGAAGCCUAAUAAUGCAAACGAAAAGAAGGGCAAGAAGGCUAAGCGAAAGGGCAAGGACGACGAUGAGGAGGAUCUGGACAAGGUCUUAGCCGAGCUGCAGGCCGAGUAUGCCGGUGAGGCGACCACCACUGCCACCACUGUGGUCUCGCCCGAGGAUCUGGCCGACGAAGAGUUCUCCAAGAAGAAAAAGAACAAGAAGCAGCAGGCACAGGCCAAGGCGGCCGCCGAAGAGGACGACGCUGCCGACGAGGACAACGAAGAUGAGGAUGGCGGCAGCACUGUAAAGUCAGCGGCCCAGAAAAAGAAGGAGAAAAAGGAGCGCCAAAAGCGAGAGGCUGCUCUGGCCAAGCAGAAGGCCGCCACGGAGCCCAAGCCCAAGCCGGCGGAGAAGGCGCCACCGGCUCCCGAAGUCCAACCCGAAGCUGUCGAUGAGGUCCAACCCGCCGAUGCUGCCGAAGAGGAGGAAAAGGCCGGCAAGAACAAGGCCAAGAAGGGUAAGAAGGACAAGAAGGCCGAGCCAGAGGACGAGAAGAAGGAUACCAAGAAGAAGGGUAUGUCCGCUGCCAUGGUGGCCGCCAUGCAGGAACAGCUCAAGAAACGCAAGGAGGAGGAGGAGCGUCUGCAGCGCGAGGAAGAAGAGCGCAUUCGUCGGGAGGAUGAGCGUGAGGAGGCUCGUCUUGAGGCAGUGCGUCUGGAGGCGGAAAAGAAGGAGAAAAAGAAGCAGCGCGAAGCUGAGAGAAAGGCUCGCUUAAAGGCCGAGGGAAAACUGCUCACCAAGAAGCAGAAGGAGGAUCGCGCAAGGGCUCAGGCCUUACUGGAUUCCCUGAAGGCCCAGGGCCUAGAGAUUCCCGAUCCCAAUGAGAAGAGAGCUCCGCGUCCGGGAACCCGCAUCCGUCCGAACAAGAAGAAGGAACCGAAAGACGAGGCAGCCGAGGCGGAGGAGGCCAAGGCAGCAGAGGCCGAAGCCCAAGCCGCUGCGGCUGCUGCAGCCGCUGCCAAGAAAGCCGAGGAGGAGGCUGUCAAGGAGAGCUGGGAUGCCACUGAUAGCGAGGCGGAGCCCGAAGGCGAAGAGGAAUCUUCGCAGGCCACCACCACCAACAACAAUGGCAAGGCCGAUGCUGCCGAGGAUGCGAAUGAUAAUGAUGACACCGAUGAAGAUGAUAGCGGAGAUGAUGAUGAUAGCGAUGAUUCGGACGAGGACAGUGAUGAGUCCGAGGAAAAAGACACCGCCCUAGCCAACGAUCCGGAAUCCCGAAGACUCCGUGCCGAAGCACGAAUCCUAAAACGUCAGGCAGAGGCGGAGAAGAAGCGCACAACCGAUGAAUUGAGAGCGGGCGUUGUGUGUGUCCUUGGACACGUAGACACGGGCAAGACCAAGAUUCUGGACAAGCUGCGGCGAACGCACGUUCAGGAUUCGGAGGCCGGUGGAAUUACCCAGCAAAUUGGAGCCACCAAUGUGCCCAUCGAUGCGAUCAAGGAGCAGACCAAGUACGUGAAGUCAGCCGUUGGAUUCCAGCAUAAAUUGCCGGGUCUCCUGAUCAUCGACACACCUGGCCACGAGUCCUUCAGUAACUUGAGGAACCGUGGCUCCUCCCUCUGUGACAUUGCCAUCCUGGUGGUGGACAUUAUGCACGGCCUGGAGCCUCAAACUCUCGAAUCCAUCCAGCUGCUCAAGAAGAAGAAGUGUCCGUUCAUUGUGGCCCUCAACAAAAUCGAUCGUUUGUACGACUGGAAGCAGCUGGGCAGGCGGGAUGUGAGGGAUGUGCUCAAGGAGCAGCAGAGCAACACGCAACUGGAGUUCCAGCAGCGCACCAAGGAGGUAACUCUACAAUUUGCCGAGCAGGGUUUGAACGCCGCUCUCUUCUACGAGAACCCGGAUCCCAAGACAUACAUCUCGUUGGUCCCGACCAGUGCCAUUACGGGCGAGGGCAUGGGCAAUCUGCUGUUCAUGAUCACCGACUUCUGCCAGAACAUGCUGGCCAAGCGUCUAAUGUACUCCGAGGAGCUGCAGGCCACUGUCUUGGAGGUGAAGGCGCUGCCCGGCCUGGGCACAACCAUUGAUGCGAUCCUUAUUAAUGGCAAGCUGCGCGAAGGCCAGACCAUGGUUGUGGCUGGCACAGAUGGUCCCAUUGUCACCCAGAUUCGUUCGCUUCUGAUGCCCCAGCCCAUGAAGGAGUUGCGCGUGAAGAACGCCUACGUGGAGUACAAGGAGGUGAAGGCGGCGCAGGGCGUGAAGAUUGCUGCCAAGGAUCUGGAGAAGGCCAUUGCUGGCAUUAAUCUCCUGAUUGCACACAAACCGGAUGAAGUGGAGAUCUGCAUAGAUGAAGUUGCCCGGGAACUGAAGAGCGCACUUAGUCACAUUAAAUUGGCCCCGUCGGGCGUCUACGUUCAGGCCUCAACGCUGGGCUCGUUGGAGGCUCUCCUAGAAUUCCUGCGAACAUCUAAAAUUCCGUAUUCUGCCAUUCGAAUUGGUCCCGUGGUGAAACGCGAUGUAAUGAAGGCAUCCACUAUGUUGGAACACGAGGCGCAGUAUGCAACGAUUCUGGCUUUCGAUGUGAAAAUUGAGAGGGAGGCACAGGAAAUGGCAGAUUCUUUGGGCGUGAAAAUAUUCCAAGCGGACAUUAUCUAUCAUUUGUUCGACAAGUUCACCACCUAUCGAGAGGAGCUCAAGCAGAAGAAACGCGAAGAGUUCCGAUCUGUUGCCGUAUUUCCCUGCAAGCUAAGGAUACUGCCACAUUUCAUAUUCAACAGUCGAGAUCCGAUCGUGAUGGGCGUGAUGGUGGAGAACGGGAUUGUCAAAGUGGGCACUCCAAUUUGUGUGCCCAGCAAGGAGUUUGUGGACAUCGGAAUCGUGACUUCCAUUGAAUCGAAUCACAAGCAAAUCGAUUCAGCUCGCAAGGGUCAAGAGAUUUGCGUCAAAAUCGAUCCAAUUCCCGGUGAAUCGCCAAAAAUGUUCGGACGCCAUUUCGAGGCAGAUGAUAUGCUGGUCAGCAAGAUUUCCCGCCAGAGCAUUGAUGCCUGCAAGGAUUACUUCCGUGAUGACCUAAUCAAGGCGGACUGGUCUUUAAUGGUGGAACUGAAAAAGGUCUUUGAGAUCUUGUAAAUAAAAUUUCAAUUGCCAAAAUUAUUAGCAGCAAAAACAACGUACAAGCAAAAAACAAAACAAAAGAAAAGUGAAAGAAACUGCUACUACAGACUGUGCACGCUUGUGGUGUGUCCUCGUCCUCGUUCUCAGGAGGAUCUGGAUCCUUUCUUCUUAAUCUUAGUUUCAUUUAUUAACAAAAGUCAUCGUGGUCGUUGCAGUCGUAGUCGCUUGAAGAGUACUCUGUUAUAAUGGUUUUAAAUCAAAUUUUUUGUAAAACGCUCUAAACUAAAAAAAAACCUCGACCCCCACAUUUAUUGCUUGCGAUUUUUUUUUUUGUUAAU
Drosophila serrata is the source of this 4564-nucleotide messenger RNA. It is a transcript of the gene eIF5B, whose product is annotated as eukaryotic translation initiation factor 5B. The record is from RefSeq and is a predicted model, not a curated record. Gene Ontology annotation, biological process: translational initiation. NCBI's taxonomy places the organism in Eukaryota, Metazoa, Arthropoda, Insecta, Diptera, Drosophilidae. Gene Ontology annotation, cellular component: mitochondrion; cytoplasm. Gene Ontology annotation, molecular function: translation initiation factor activity; GTPase activity; GTP binding.